AUGAGUGGUGAAUCCGCCGCCGCUAGCACAACACCGGCCGGUGGCGGUGGUGGUGGCGGUGGAGUCGGCGGGAUCCAGAUCCAGCCCCAAUCGAGGACUCGGCUGCCGGAUUUCUUACAGAGCGUGAAUCUGAAGCAUGUGAAGCUGGGUUAUCACUAUCUGGUGAGCCAUCUAUUGACCCUUUGCUUGAUCCCAUUGAUGGCGGUGAUCGUAAUCGAAGCUACCCAAUUGAAUCCCGACGACAUCCGCCAGCUCUGGCUCCACCUCCAGUACAAUCUCGUCAGCGUCAUCGUCUGCUCCACUUUCCUCGUCUUCGGGAUCACGGUCUAUGUCAUGACCCGACCCAGAUCCGUUUUCCUCGUCGAUUACGCCUGCUACAAGCCGCCGGCCGAGCUCCAGGUCAGGUACGAUCAGUUCAUGGAGCAUUCGGCGUUGACGGGGGAUUUCGACGAGUCGUCGUUGGAGUUCCAGCGCAAGAUCUUGGAGAGGUCCGGGCUUGGGGAGGAAACCUAUGUCCCUGAAGCGAUGCACUUCGUUCCUCCUCGGCCGUCGAUGCAGGCAGCUAGGGAAGAAGCUGAACAGGUGAUGUUUGGUGCUUUGGAUAAUCUCUUUGCGAACACUAAUGUGAAGCCUAAAGAUAUAGGGAUCUUGGUAGUGAACUGUAGCUUGUUUAAUCCCACUCCUUCACUCUCCGCCAUGAUUGUGAACAAGUACAAGUUUAGGGGGAACAUUCGAAGCUAUAACCUUGGUGGGAUGGGAUGUAGCGCUGGGGUGAUUUCAGUGGGUUUAGCCAAAGAUUUGCUGCAAGUUCAUAGGAACACUUAUGCUGUAGUUGUGAGCACGGAGAACAUUACUCAGAACUGGUACUUUGGGAACAAGAAAUCAAUGUUGAUCCCCAAUUGCCUGUUCAGAGUAGGGGGUGCUGCGGUUUUGCUGUCGAACAAGUCCAAGGACCGGAGACGGUCCAAGUACAAGCUUGUUCAUGUGGUCAGGACACACAAGGGAGCCGACGACAAGGCGUUCAAGUGCGUCUACCAGGAGCAGGACGAUGCAGGGAAGACCGGGGUUUCUCUGUCGAAAGAUCUCAUGGCCAUUGCAGGCGAGGCCCUCAAGACGAACAUCACCACUCUAGGGCCGCUCGUCCUCCCCAUAAGCGAGCAGCUGCUCUUCUUCGUGACCCUCAUUGCCAAGAAGACGCUGUUCAGUGGUAAAAAAGUGAAGCCUUACAUCCCCGACUUCAAGCUGGCAUUCGAGCACUUCUGCAUCCAUGCUGGGGGCAGGGCCGUGAUCGACGAGCUCGAGAAGAACCUGCAGCUUCUUCCCGAACAUGUGGAGGCUUCCAGGAUGACCCUCCACCGGUUCGGGAACACGUCUUCCAGCUCGAUCUGGUACGAGCUGGCGUAUGUGGAGGCCAAAGGGAGGAUGAGGAAGGGGAACCGGGUGUGGCAGAUCGCGUUUGGGAGUGGGUUCAAGUGCAACAGCGCGGUCUGGGAGGCGAUAAGGAAUGUCAAGCCGUCGGUUACUAAUCCGUGGGACGAUUGUAUCGACAGGUACCCUGUUCAGUCUGUGUUCGACAUGUCCUCUUCGGGAGGGAAAGAGUAG
Molecule: messenger RNA, 1602 nt
Organism: Linum tenue
Lineage: Eukaryota; Viridiplantae; Streptophyta; Magnoliopsida; Malpighiales; Linaceae
Source: the annotation of a GenBank genome assembly